This is a messenger RNA of Prunus armeniaca (apricot), 573 nucleotides long. NCBI's taxonomy places the organism in Eukaryota, Viridiplantae, Streptophyta, Magnoliopsida, Rosales, Rosaceae. The record is from the annotation of a GenBank genome assembly.
AUGUCACAAAUGGAGGAGAGGAAGGUGGAGAAACCAAAUGCGAAAGAGAGAAGCAAACACGAAGAAGAACAACUUCCUCCAAUGGCGUUGAACCACGUGUCGAGGCUGUGUAGAAAUGUGGAGGAGUCGGUGGAUUUCUACACCAAAGUUUUGGGGUUCGUUAAGAUUGAGAGGCCGCCAGCUUUCGACUUCGAUGGUGCUUGGCUGUUUAAUUAUGGAAUUGGGAUUCACCUGGUGCAGUCAGAGGAUGAGGAGAGGCUUCCUGCGAAUACUGAUCACUUGGAUCCCAUGGACAACCACAUCUCAUUCCAGUGUGAAGACAUGGAAGCAAUAGAGCGGAAACUGAAGGACCUGAAUUUGAAGUACAUUAAAAGAUCAGUGGAUGAUGAUGAAAAUAAAACAACAAUUGACCAACUCUUCUUCAAUGACCCAGAUGGAUUCAUGAUUGAGAUGUGCAAUUGUGAGAAUAUCAAGCUUGUUCCUGUAGGUCCCUUGGCGAGCAUAAAGCUACCAGUUGAUAGGCAUACUCCUCAUGUUGAUCUCAACCAGAAUGGCAAGGAUGCUAAUAAAUAG